GUUAAAAACACAGCAGUCAGUCGGUCAGACACAGGCGAGACAAGGCAAAUUGCGACAAAGCGAUCAGAUGGAUGCACAUUCAGAACCUUGAAAGAAUCGAUAAAGAAGAGACAGUUUUUGACUGCUGGGGAUUUUUUUGGGCCGUUUAAAAGAACGAUGGCGUCGGACGAGGAGGAACUUUCUCGAACAAAAGAGGAGAACGAGCGACAACAACUGGAGGUUUGCACGGCUUACGACGUGCAAAACAUUGAAGACGUCCAGCAGAUGUUUGGUCAAGAAGAACAUCUUCCUCGGCCGCAUGGGGGGAGCUCCACUUUGGAGCAGGAGGACCCGUACAUUAAAGAGGAAGAGGAGGAACUCUGGACCACUCAGGAGAAAGGGUGUCUCCUAAGGCCGGAGGAGGCUGAUCUCACAAGGUUGCCACUGACUGUUGUUUCUGUGAAGAUUGAAGACCAUGAAGACAAACCAGCCGAGUCCUCACCGCUUCAUCACAGUCCAGACGUCCAGCAGCUGAUUGCUUGUCAAGAAGAACGGCCCCUUCAGCCGCAGGGGGGAAGGUCCACUUUGAAGCAGGAGGCGCCACAGCCCGCCCACGUUAAAGAGGAAGAGGUGGAACUCUGGAUCACUAAGGAGGGAGAGUGUCUUCAAAGACCGGAGGAGGCUGAUCUCACCAAGUUGCCACUGACUAUUGUCUCUGUGAAAACUGAAGACCAUGAAGACAAACCACCUGAGUCCUCGCAGCUAGAAGCUGAUGGAGACCACUGUGGAGGAUCGCAAGCAGACAACCUCUUAGCUCCACUAUCAGAUAGUGACGACACAACAUUGCACGACAAUGUGACAGGACAAAAACCUUUUAGUUGCUCACUGUGUGGUAAUUUAUUUUCUCGGAAGUACACCUUAAAGAAUCACAUGAGAACACACACUGGAGAAAAACCUUUUAGUUGUUCAGUUUGUGCAAAAGGCUUUUCUCAAAACUGUGUUUUGACGCGACACAUGCGGACGCACACAGGAGAAAAACCCUUCAGUUGCUCAGAGUGUGGUAAAAAAUUUUCUGAAAAAGGAAAGAUGCUGUCUCACAUGAGAACGCACACCGGAGAAAAACCUUUCAGUUGUUCAACUUGUGGCACAAGAUUCACUUCCAAAAGUAAUAUGCAAUCACACAUUAGAAAACAUACAGUUGAAAAACCCUUUAGUUGCUCAGUUUGUGCAAAAGGCUUUUUAAAAAACUCUGAUUUGACUCGACACAUGCGGACACACACAAGAGGGAAACAUUUCAAUUGCUCACACUGUGGUAAAACAUUUUCUCGAAGGGGAAAGAUGCUGUCACACAUGAGAUCGCACACAGGAGAAAAACCUUUUAGUUGUUCAGUUUGUGGUAAAAGAUACUCUUGCAACCGUUACAUACAAUCACACAUGAGAACACACACAGGAGAAAAACCUUUUAGUUGUUCCGUUUGUGCUAAAAGAUUCUUUUCAAAACGUAACAUGCAACUUCACAUGAAAACGCAUGCAGUAGAAAAACCCUUUUGUUGCUCAGUUUGUGCAAAAGGCUUUUUCCAAAACUCUGAUUUGACUCGACACAUGCGGACGCACACAGGAGAGAAACCCUUCAUUUGCUCAGACUGUGGUAAAACGUUUUCUGAAAGUGGAAAGCUGCUGUUACACAUGAGAACGCACACAGGAGAAAAACCUUUUAGCUGUUCCGUUUGCAGUAAAAGAUUCUCCUCCACAAGUAACAUGCAAACACACUUUCGAACACACACUGGACAAAAACCUGUUGCUUGUUCAGUUUGUGCAAAAGGCUUUCUUAAAAACUCGGACUUGACUCGACACAUGCGGAAACACACAGGAGAAAAACCUUUUAGCUGUUUUAUUUGUGGCGAGAAAUUUUCUUGCAAGUCCUCUUUGAAUAGGCACAUGCAGAAUCACUGAUGGUCUGCUGUUUGACUUCCAUGCAGGCAAGGCAGUGUGUGUAUCACAUAAGAAUUCAAGAACUCAAAAGACUUUAAAGCUGAGCUACAGUGGAGAGCGUCUCUAAUGUAUUUUGUUGAUAUUGUAUUUCGUUCUGAGGCCCGUACUAUGAAACAGUGUUAAUUUUGUGGCAGUUCAUAUGUACAGUAUGUAUUUGUUCGCUAAUGUGGUAACGCAUUUAUGUAGUCAACAAUUUUAUGCCAGCUUCCUCUCUUGCAUUUAGCAGCUGCAACCGUGUUUUCACCUGGCAAGUAUAACAUCUUUAUAGUCGUCAUACUUAAUGUUAUGUACUGUAGUGGAUUAUGGCAUGCUAUAGCAGUUCAAGUCUCAUAGAGGGCACUCGUGUACUACGCAUCUGAGCAUUAGGUGCAGAGGUUCUUAUGUCAUUGUAAAUAUGAUCAGAAACGCUUCCUGAGACUGCUAUUGUGUAGUUUCCUCUUUAUUGUUUAUUGAGAUACCACCCCUAAGCACCUACACUCCAUACAGCUUUAUCUGCACCAACAAGCAAGAAUAAAGACUGUGAAAGGGCAAGCUGGUAAUCACUCUUCCUUGGAGUUGUAGCACACCAGAGAUUGCACACCACGUCCCCAACAUGAAGUGUAUGAACAGCACGACAUGACUGACACCCCUGCCGUAAACUUUUUCCAGCGAGGUCCACAGAGUGAAAAAUGAAAUGAUACAAUGAUGCAAAGCUGCAUCUCAGCUUUGUCAUUCAAAUAGAUGAAAAAAGCCUAUUGUUCGUUUGGACUUUGCUUUUUUUUUAUCCACAUUUUUUGUUUCUUUAAGUUUCAAAA
Dunckerocampus dactyliophorus (ringed pipefish) is the source of this 2765-nucleotide messenger RNA. Its product is annotated as gastrula zinc finger protein XlCGF57.1-like. The record is from RefSeq and is a predicted model, not a curated record. Bases 157 to 1932 code for a protein of 591 amino acids. Gene Ontology annotation, biological process: regulation of immune system process; regulation of cytokine production; negative regulation of transcription by RNA polymerase II. NCBI's taxonomy places the organism in Eukaryota, Metazoa, Chordata, Actinopteri, Syngnathiformes, Syngnathidae. The transcript has 3 exons.